This is a messenger RNA of Fusarium venenatum, 138 nucleotides long. The record is from RefSeq and is a predicted model, not a curated record. Lineage: Eukaryota; Fungi; Ascomycota; Sordariomycetes; Hypocreales; Nectriaceae.
AUGCCUUUUGGGGAAAGUGUGAGCCGAAGAAGAGCAACAGCCAGAGAGGCAAGAGGAGGGUGUGAGUCGACGAGUGUGUGGUGUGCGGUGCUGCCGAGGGAAGCUGAGCUUCAAUACCAAACACUUUCACACAGCUGA